Trichophyton rubrum CBS 118892 is the source of this 4279-nucleotide messenger RNA. RefSeq lists its product as uncharacterized. The transcript has a single exon. NCBI's taxonomy places the organism in Eukaryota, Fungi, Ascomycota, Eurotiomycetes, Onygenales, Arthrodermataceae. The coding region runs from base 1322 to 3112 and encodes 596 amino acids. The record is from RefSeq and is a predicted model, not a curated record.
CGCUUCUUCUUCUUCUUCUCUUCUUCUUCAUCCUCCAUCUUCCAUCCUCAUCCUCAUCCUCAUCCUCGCUUCUUGCUCUCUCUCUCUCUCUCUCUCUCUCUUCUCUCUUCUCUCUCUGUUCCUCUCUCGCUCUCGCUCUCUCGUGCAUCUCUGCGUUCAAAAAAUAAAGACAACUUCUCUUCGUUCCUUUUCGCCUGCUCUGCUAGCCGGACGACCAACGGUCCAGCGACGACCGCCACGCCCACGUCAACUGCUGUCGUGUGCGAGUCAUCUCGCUCCAUCACCUUCACCACCGCAAAACCACCUUUCAGAUAAAACUUUCGCCCUCCUCCGACUGCUUUCAUAACUUCUCUCUCUCUCUUUUUUUCUUCUUGGACCACAGCAGACGUUUUCACGUAAUCGUACCGUUGAACAAAAGACAGGCCCGUUUUCCUUCAAAACCGACUUUCGUGCCCCAAAUAGAACCUGCUUGCUACGCUGUAGCCCAGUUUUUGGUCGCUUUCUUUGCUUUUUUCUCGGUUAUUUCGCCCGCUCUUUCGAGAUCCUGCACUCGGAAAAACAUCGCCAACGUCCAACACCCAUAGCGUCCAGCAUCGUUAUAUUCAACAUUCGUCGAUCCUCGUCCUUUGAAAGUCGAUAGUUUUCCUAGGCUCUGUCGGCUGAAACGCGUCCGGAUACUCCGUCUUUCUUUGCUCGUCCUCUUGUGUUUACUUGCAUCUGCAUCUGUUUACUUGCUUGUGUCCUGCGUUCAUUGGUCCUUACUGCCUGUAUUCCCUGCUGGUACACGCUGUACUCGUUUUUCGACCUUGUGUUCUCACACUCUUCGUCUAAACCUCACGCGAGGCUUGCAGAGCAUCCUCGUCACGAACUUCGGUUUUUCGUCCUCCUUUCAGCGACAAAUUGAACCUACGGCCGCGUUGAUUCACCUGUACAUUUUUCCCCUCCUAAUUUGGUUCCAUUACCCUUCAUUUUCUCAUUCUGACCCCUUUAUAUCUUACCUCUUUUUGGCUCUGGUGAGUUCUUACUUCUCUGUCGAUGCAUUUUGACCAAUCGCUAACAGCUCACACAGCCGGAACUCGUAACGGACCCUUCAUUACAUACACCUUAAUCGCCUAAUUGUGACAUCUUCAACCUUGCGAUUUGUCGGACCUACCCGGCACUUCUCGUUACUUAAUUCUCGGUCUAAUCUUUUUCUCUUCACACCACCAACCUCGUUACCCGAUCCAUCUCUUGCAAGGCACUGGUGCAUAUACGAACUAAAAAAAAAAAUAUUUGAUAUCUGAUUGGCUUAUCACCUCUCAAAUCUUUGACGACUACGAGCAUGGACACUGGUGGUCUUGCUCAAAUGACUUACAACAACAUGCCCCUCAACACCUCCUCUCUCGCCGUUCCCGGAUCUGGAUUUGCUUCUCGGGGUAAAGGAUCUCAUAUCAAACGACUCAGCGUUCCACACCCGUCUAAACUCGAUCAGCGAGAUGAUGCUCAUGGAUCCGUCUCGACUCCACGCACAAGCCGCUCUCACCUGCUAGCUGGGUUGAGGACUGCCCCCAAGCAGCCUACCACCCCAUCUACUGCUCCACUGAUGCAGGAACAUCCUCAUCAGAAUGGCUUUGGUGGGAUGCAAAAUUACGGUGGCCACUCCAACGCGUACCUCGGUGGAGUUCCCCAGACUGCUACGGGAGUGUCGUUCAAUCACUCAAAGUCUUACAGUAGCGGAAACGCUGCUCAGACAUACGGGCAGAUGUACUCCCUUCCCGAACACGUCCUAGCUCCCCCGGCUCUCGAUCAUAUUCUUGAAGAAAAUGGUGAGCCCAUGGAUGAGGCCCUAUAUGCAGAGCUAGUCUCUACCAAUUUGUACCUCGCCGCUCAGCAGCAGCGUCUUCAACAGCAGCUUGCCAGCGUUACUGCUGCUGCUCAACAGUUCCAGGCUCUUCACAUCGGAACUCCUAUGCAUUCUACCCAUGCGCAGGCUCUUCAGCAGCAGCAGCAGCAGCAGCUCUUCUCCCCACUUCCUACCAUGGGAUUCUAUCAACAGCAGGCCCAGCAUGGAAUGCAGCCCGUUGUGCAUCCUGUACCUGGAAAGCCCGGCGUAUUCUCAGUGUACAAUCCGAUGACUGGGCAGCAGAGCUAUGUGGUAGACAACAGCGUCUACGAUGAGGUGCCACUGUCUGCUGCACCAACUACAUCGACUUACGAAGACCAGAUUCGCUCUCCGGUUGAGUCUCACACAAGCAACGGUGGCUUCCAUGCACACACCAACGGCAACUCGAAUGGUCACACGAACGGAAACACGCACUCAAUGUUCCGCACUUCCGCUCGUGUCUCUCCACCUCCAGCGGAAUUACAUCAGUCUCCCGUCCGCAAUCACUCGUCAACCCCAUCUACUCGCAACCCGACACCUCCUCGUGAGGCUCAGUCUCAAGUGCUGCCUCAGCAGCAGGCCCGUCAAUCCCCUCCUCUUCAGUCUCCAGCGCCUGGUAUCAAGCGUGACCACAAGAAAUCGCUGUCUUUGGCCGUCAAGCUUAUCAACGAAUCCACUCGAUCUGGUAACAAUGGCGCUUCUACUCCUAAGUCAGCAAUGUUUCCACAGACCCCCGCUUCGGCAGGACCCGGGACCUUCGGACCUGGCCAAAACCGUGCUGGAGAGCAUGCAAUCCGUCAGCCCCGUGGACCACCACCACUUGAGGAACUUGUUGCCAAGCCCACGACGAAGCAUGAGGGAAGCAAGAACUUUGCCACUCGCCAACGCCGUAGGGCAGUACACAGUCUUGUGCGCGCUAGACUAGAGCGGAACACUUCCACAUCUACAUCCAACGGAAACUCGCACAGCACAGGCAGCGUGACUCCUUCCAGUGAGCAUGGAAACGAGCAUGAUGGUGAGGGUGAAUUUUCCUUCUCACCAUCCGAUGGUGAUGCUGAUAGCAGCUCCUCCCUUUCUGGCCGACGAAGUCUAGGGAGCCUGCGUGCCGCUGCCAAUGGAGCCAUUGGAUCAGAAAGGAAGCAGGUUUCUGGCGCUACCAAUAAUGGAACCGGGGAGCUCGAUGCCGGUCGCAGGAAGAUGCCAAUCAUGGUUCUGUCCAACGCGGAGAAAAGAAAGAGCACUGUUAUGUAAACCCUCCUCGGCCCUGGUAUAUGGCGUGGAGAAGCUCUUCAAAAUAUAUUCGGCGCAUAUGACAUGGGACGUGAUUAUUACCUGUUUAUUCAUUCCUCCUUUCUAUUUCUUCUCUGUUUAGGGUGCGUGAUUUAUCAGCCAUUAUGGUUAUAAGCAUGCGUGCGAGCAACUUUAUCUACCACUAAACUGGUAUCUUGAUUUAGCCCCUUUGCUUUUUAACUGGGGAUAAUUCCAUGUUUUCUUGUUCGCUUCUUUGCAUUCGUUUCUGAUACUAUUAUGUUCUUAUGCCUACCUACCUCCCCUGGCCUUUCCCAUCUGUGCCUCUGCGCAUGGAUUUGAGCGAGUUGAUCUCUUGCUUGUCCAUUCUUUCAUCAGUCAAAGUUGUCCUUUUGAUCUGGUUUUGCUUUUCUUUUGUCAGCAGAGCGUUGAGCAAAAGCUAAGCCGGCAGGAUGGAAUGAUGGUAUGGUAUGGCAGGAAGUGGUUUGGAUGAGAUGAAAUUGUUUUUAAUGAAUUAAAGAAAUCAAGAUAGCAUUUGAGUUGACUUGCCGUACGUUCGUAUUUAGCCCUGCAGUACUACGGAGCAAUCCUGACCGAGGAUUUGGGGAAGGCACGUAGCUAGCCGUGGUCGUUGCACAGGAGUACAGUGUACCAUGUGGCAGGCGGAUAGCCGCUCUCUAUGGAGUACACUCAGAUUGGCAGACCUGGCAGCCUGUAUAUCUGUUUAACCCGAGGCUUCGAACCCUCCGAGUUUCGAACUCGAGGUAGGACAAGGACAUUAAUCCGUAGAGUAAACUUACUUGAGCCUCAUCCCGAUCCUUCGAAGCUUAGUCAAAUAGAGUUCUCCCCGCAACCUUCGACCUCAACCCGUCCUAUCGACAUAACAGACCUGUUUCCAUGGAUUCCAUCACCGUUGACCUACUUUAGGAGGAAGAAACUCUUGUAUUUUGCGAGAUCUGUCCACAGAGUAUAUAAACGACGAACUCAAUACCUACUAUAUACCGCUAGCAUGAUUUCCUUCGUUGGCUUCGACAUUGCCCUCAGUAAACAACAGACACUGCUGGACCCCUUGGGAGAGACACUUGCAACCUACUCGCGGUGUAACAUGUUGCAGUUAUUUCCGGGGGUCACUGACUUCGGUUUCAGAAAGAGGUCGCUAGCCGUCUUCCG